This is a messenger RNA of Cyphellophora europaea CBS 101466, 699 nucleotides long. RefSeq lists its product as uncharacterized. The record is from RefSeq and is a predicted model, not a curated record. Lineage: Eukaryota; Fungi; Ascomycota; Eurotiomycetes; Chaetothyriales; Cyphellophoraceae. Gene Ontology annotation, molecular function: amino-acid racemase activity. The transcript has a single exon. The coding region runs from base 1 to 699 and encodes 232 amino acids.
AUGAAAACCAUCGGCAUCCUUGGCGGCAUGUCCGCCGCCUCCACCCAGAUCUACUACCGCCACCUCUGCCUCCUGACCCGCCAGCGCCUCGGCGGCCUCCACUCGCCCUCCCUCCUGAUCCGCAGCCUGGACUUCGCGGCCAUCGAAGCCCUGCAAGCCGCCGACGCGUGGGCCGAGGCCGGCAGGAUCCUCAACGCCGAGGCGCGCGCAUUGGAGCGCGGCGGCGCGGACCUCCUGGUGUUGGCGACGAACACGAUGCAUCGCGAGGCGGAGGCGAUGAUGCAAGGGGUGAGGUUGCCGUUGGUGCAUAUUGCGGAUGCGACGGCGGAGGCGGUGGUGAAGGGAGGGUGUAGGAGGCCGGGGUUGAUGGCGACGGGGUUCACGAUGGCGGAAGGGGGGUUUUAUGUGGGGAGGCUGAGGGGGAGGGGGUUGGAGGUGGUGGUGCCUGAAGAGGGGGAUCGGACGGAGACUCACCGCAUUAUCUACGAGGAGCUUUGUAAAGAGGUUGUUACGGAGGAAAGUAGGGGGAAGUAUGAGGCGAUUGCGCGGCGGUUGGUGGAGAGGGGCGCAGAUUGUUUGAUAUUAGGGUGUACGGAGGUGGGAAUGUUACUGGAUCAGGGCAAUGUGGAGGUGCCGGUGUUUGAUACGACCUUUGUGCACUGUGAGGCGGCGCUUGCGAUGGCGUUGGCAGGGGCUUGA